AUGCGCACUCGACGCACCCUUAAAGGACACCUUGCUAAAAUAUAUGCUAUGCAUUGGGCCACUGACUCGAGAUAUCUUGUUUCAGCUUCUCAAGACGGAAAACUUAUUGUCUGGGAUGGACACUCUACUAAUAAGGUUCACGCUAUUCCUCUUCGAAGCAGCUGGGUGAUGACUUGUGCUUAUGCACCCUCUGGAAAUUAUGUUGCAUGUGGUGGCCUGGAUAAUAUAUGUUCAAUAUAUAGUCUUAAAACAAGAGAGGGAAAUGUUCGUGUUAGCAGAGAGCUGCCAGGUCACACAGGAUAUUUGUCUUGCUGUAGAUUUAUCGACGACAAGCAAAUAGUUACUAGCUCUGGUGAUGUCACAUGCGGCCUCUGGGAUAUCGACACUGGGCAGCAAAUCACUUCAUUUACUGGCCACACCGGCGAUGUGAUGAGCUUGAGCCUCGCUCCGGAUAUGCGCACCUUUAUUUCUGGUGCCUGCGAUGCCUCAGCUAAGGUGUGUACUAUGAUAAUACUCUGA
Protopolystoma xenopodis is the source of this 519-nucleotide messenger RNA. The record is from the annotation of a GenBank genome assembly. Lineage: Eukaryota; Metazoa; Platyhelminthes; Monogenea; Polystomatidea; Polystomatidae.